This is a messenger RNA of Mauremys mutica (yellowpond turtle), 3529 nucleotides long. RefSeq names its product T-box-containing protein TBX6L-like. The transcript is spliced from 13 exons. Gene Ontology annotation, cellular component: nucleus. NCBI's taxonomy places the organism in Eukaryota, Metazoa, Chordata, Testudines, Geoemydidae. Bases 123 to 2204 code for a protein of 693 amino acids. The record is from RefSeq and is a predicted model, not a curated record. Gene Ontology annotation, biological process: positive regulation of DNA-templated transcription; regulation of transcription by RNA polymerase II; cell fate specification. Gene Ontology annotation, molecular function: DNA-binding transcription factor activity, RNA polymerase II-specific; RNA polymerase II cis-regulatory region sequence-specific DNA binding.
CAGCUGUGUGGGCAACUCUCUAGAACGUACAUUAAUGUGUUUGCUUUUCUCCCCUUCUCCUGUGAGACUGUGACCCUGUCCCGCCAUGCAGCAGAUGCCGAGGCUUGUUCCCUCAAUUCCAGAUGAUACCCCUUCAGAGCUCGCAACUCACUUCCUUCCAUAAUGAGGGCUGCUUCCCUCCAUCCAUAAAUGGUUCCUGUGGCAGGGUCCAUCUCUCUCUGGAGAACAAAGAACUGUGGGAGGAGUUCUACACACUUGGCACUGAAAUGAUCAUCACCAAAUCUGGCAGACGUAUGUUCCCACCUUGCAAAGUGAUUGUUUCCGGCCUGAACCCUUACUCUCUCUACCUGAUGCUGGUGGAUAUUGUACCUUUGGACAACGCUCGGUAUAAAUGGCACUGUGGCCACUGGGAGGCAGUCGGAAAAGCUGAUCCCCAUUUCCCCAGUCACUUCUACCUCCAUCCAGAUUCUCCAGCUCCUGGCAGUCACUGGAUGAAAGAACCAAUCUCUUUCCAGAGACUCAAGAUCACCAACAAUACUCUGGAGCAGUGUGAACAUAUUAUAUUGCAUUCGAUGCACAAAUACCAACCACGAUUCCAUGUGGUGCUGACCAGCGCACAUACACUCACCCUGCCCUGGAAUGCUGUGGCCACGUUUGUGUUCCCAGAAACAACUUUUAUGGCUGUGACGGCCUAUCAGAAUUCCAAGGUUACCCAGCUGAAGAUUGAUAACAAUCCAUUUGCAAAGGGGUUCCGAGAGAAUGGCCUCAGCUCUAAGAAGAACCGAGGGAAAAAUGUUCAAGGUACUGAAAUGGUCAAGCAAGCAAGUGCUGAGGAGACAGGCUGUGACCCCCUCACCGAUGUGAAAGUUCAGUGUGAUGCACUUCCUUCCUCCAGCCUGGAGCCUUACCCUCAGAGCUCCAUUGUGGUUACCCUAGAAGACAUGGACCUCUGGAUGCAGUUUCAUCAAGUAGGAACUGAGAUGAUCAUCACCAAGUCUGGCAGACGAAUGUUUCCACAGUGCAAAAUCAAAGUCUCUGGCUUGAUCCCGUAUGCUAAGUACCUCAUGCUGGUGGAUUUUGUGCCAAUGGACAACUUCAGGUACAAGUGGAAUAAGGAUCAAUGGGAAGUUGCUGGAAAAGCAGAGCCACAGCUCCCCUGUCGUACAUACAUACAUCCAGAUUCUCCAGCUCCCGGCAGCCACUGGAUGAAAGAACCUGUCUCCUUCCAAAAGCUGAAGCUCACCAACAAUACCCUGGAUCAACACGGACAUAUCAUCCUUCACUCCAUGCACCGCUACAAGCCUCGCUUCCACAUCGUUCAGGCAGACGACCUGUUCAGUGCCCGCUGGAGCAUCUUCCAGAUGUUCAGCUUCCCUGAGACUGUCUUCACCUCGGUCACUGCCUACCAGAAUGAGCAGAUCACAAAACUCAAGAUUGACAACAAUCCAUUUGCUAAGGGAUUCCGGGAACAUGGGAAGAACACUCGAAGGGAAGGGCGAGCCAAAGGCCAGAAAUUUAGUCCAGCCAAAGGCCAGAAGAGGAAGCUGCCAGAAGAAACAGAGUCUGGUGCUGAGGAAUCUGAUUUUGUGAAGGAUGAGAAUGUGGAGGUGAAGGAAGAGAGUAAUUCCAUUCCUGUCAGCGGCGGGUACCCCUUUUGGGUCUCCGAGCAGAACGGCAGCCACUCCAUCCCUGUAGCGUCACCAGCACCAGCAGACCAAAGAGAGGCAAGUGCCAGAGAGCAGCAAGUGCCAACACCUUCCUCCUACCAGACAUACAGGUUCCAUGACAAUGGGGAUACGCAGCAGGCGCCCGCUCGUGACAUCCUCGCUUUAAAUGAAUUCCGGGCCAGAUCCCACCGAGUAGAUAUAGCCACGGUGCCCGAGCAAGAUUCCAAACAGCUGUCAGAAGGUUUCACCAACCUGCCUACACUCCACCCUCCACUACCUCCUCCACAGGACUAUACUGGGGUGGUCAACAUGGCUGUAGACUCUGCUGGGAAACCAGGCGCCAGAGGGCCAAUGUACAAUCCAUAUGGCACCGAGCAAGGCCUAGGCCAAUGGAUGGUACCUUCCCACAGCCAGUACAGGGCAAUGAGCUAUUCUCCCUUCUCCACAGAUUAUAAUACUCAAGGGGCUUCAGGGCAUGCCCAUGGGAGCAUGGCAGACUGGAGCCAGUACCCUUUGUUCCCCUAUGCCUGCUGGUGAAGGGGAGGAUUCUUCCCAAUGAAAGAACUCAAAGAACAUUGUAAGGAAGACCACUUUAAAAUUUGCUCUGGGAUUGUCAACUUGUGGCCCUGCCUACAGUAGGCAAAGAGGUGUUGCAACAAAUCAUAGGCUGGGACACGUUUAAUCUCGCAACAUCCGUACAACAACUUGUGCCCCCAGUCAACAGCCGUCCUUCAAGCACUGGUUGUACGGGUUGGUUGCAACUCCUCCAUUAGUUGAGGUCUGUCUGAAUCAAUGUAUUCUACAAUGCUGCCUGCAAAGUGUGGAUGGGAAGUCACUAGCAUUGCAGCUGCACUGGUUCAGCCAGCUUCUUAACUCUAACCUAAAAUGCAUUUGUAUCUUGUGUUUGGAAAUUACCCAAAAGCCCCUGCUCCCAGAAGAAUGCUAGCCAGGGGACAUAUGCCUAAGGUGUCACAGAAUGUACCACAGGUGGACACACCAAAACAGUUCAGCCAUAAGCAUAGUGGCUGUGUGGAUGCAGGCAUUGUAAGGACAUGCCAGACAACGAACCAGUCAAUGUCCCUGCAGUGCCGCCUUCAAUUAGUGUUGUAGACAACCCCAAUAACUGACCGUAGAAAGUACAGCCAUAGUCGUGGCCCUUUCCCUAAAGCUGUGUAAUGGAGAAGAUGCAGCAAUGCAUGUGCUCCUGAAGCAGAGUUGGAAGGGUCACACAGGCAGAUCCAAGUUCAUUGCACACAAUGACUGCAAGUGUCUGUGUUUGUCUCCAUGUGUCGUCAUACCAGCUCCCUUAGCCUUACUCAAUUCACACCUGCUAACCCAGUGGGUCUCAAACUUUUUUACUGGUGACCCCUUUCACAUCGCAAGGCUCUGAGUGCGACCCCCCCCAAUAAACUAAACACCCUUUUUAAUAUAUUUAACACCAUUAUAAAUGCUGGAGGCAUGUGGGGCUUGAGGUAGAGGUUGACAGCUUGCGACCCCCCAUGUAAUCAUCUUGUGACCCCCUGAGGGGUCCCAACCCCCAGUUUGAGAACCCCUGUGUUAACCCAGUGUUUUCUCGUUGUCCUUUUUGUUGCUAUUUUCAGUUGAGCUGGUGGCGUUUGGGAGAUGCCCUGGGAGUUCUCGGAAGGGUCUGAUAUUGACCGAAAUAGGACCAUGUUUAGCAGAGCUCACUCUGUUAUGCUGACCUCUGUCUUUGUGAGGGAAGGUGUUUUUCACUGUAAAUCUCAAAUGUCCCCCACCUUUGGUUCUCCCACAGCUCCAGACAGGGCCGGCUCCAGUGUUUUUGUUGCCCCAAGCAGCAGGGGGAAAAAAAAAGGCCACGAUCGGCAGCACUUUGGCGGCAG